This is a messenger RNA of Entelurus aequoreus (snake pipefish), 5098 nucleotides long. RefSeq names its product formin-like 2a (gene fmnl2a). Gene Ontology annotation, molecular function: actin filament binding; small GTPase binding. The transcript has 30 exons. Gene Ontology annotation, cellular component: cytosol. The record is from RefSeq and is a predicted model, not a curated record. Lineage: Eukaryota; Metazoa; Chordata; Actinopteri; Syngnathiformes; Syngnathidae. Gene Ontology annotation, biological process: cortical actin cytoskeleton organization; regulation of cell shape; cell migration. The coding region runs from base 564 to 3902 and encodes 1112 amino acids.
CUCCUUGGCUACGGCGUUGGAGGAGCUACGCCCCAGGAGAAAGGAAGGAGGCUUGGCCCUGAAAGGACUCAUUGUAGGACGGGGAGAGAGCAUGUGUGCGGCCGCAGUGUGACUGUGUGAGUUCGGAGUUGGACGCCCCCCCUCCUCCUCCUUGAAGAUCCGCGGGAUUAGUUGAUGGGCGCACAUCGCCUCCUCCUUCUCGGACUACAACUCUGCGACGUAGAAAGUGCAAAGCGUUGAAUCAUGCUCCUCGUCAUCCCCACCGAUUGGAAGUGGAGCCGGAAUUGGGCGAAAUUCGGAUAACAAGCACAAGAAGAGCGGAACUUUCCCAGAUCUCCCCCGAGCUUCCCCAACCUUCUUUCUCCGCAUUGUUGCUGCGGUGAAAAUGCCUCCGCACCAGGGGCUCGGUCCGCUCCAUUGCCCCCCCUCACUCACACAUGUGGUUGAAUGUUGAAGAAGUGAGGGAAGGAAUCGAACCUUGGCGACCGAACAGGAUAUCGUCAUUUUUUUUAAAUAACUUAACUUCACUUUUGUUCCUAAGCUGUUGAACUGAUCGGUCCAACAUGGGGAACGCGGGGAGCAUGGACCAACACACGGAUCUCAGGGGCCACAACAUGCCCCUAAAACUCCCCAUGCCGGACCCUGGAGAGCUGGAGGAAAGAUUCGCUAUUGUUUUGAACUCAAUGAAUCUUCCUCCAGACAAAGCUCGCCUGUUGCGGCAGUACGACAACGAGAAGAAGUGGGAGCUCAUCUGCGAUCAGGAGCGAUUCCAAGUGAAAAAUCCACCUCACACUUACAUCCAAAAGUUGAGGAGUUAUCUUGACCCGGCAGUUACAAGAAAGAAAUUCAGGCGAAGAGUUCAAGAGUCCACCCAAGUCCUGAGAGAACUGGAAAUUUCACUGCGGACCAAUCAUAUCGGAUGGGUUAGAGAGUUCCUCAAUGAAGAAAACAAAGGCCUGGAUGUGCUGGUGGACUAUCUUUCUUUUGCACAGUACGCUGUCACGUUCGAUGGAGAUGGUGUUGAAAACAAUUCAGAAGCCCUCAUAGACAAAACCAAACCUUGGAGUCGCUCCAUCGAGGACCUGCAUGGAGGAAGCACAAUGUCAUCCCCCCUUAGUGGGAACGGCAUCACCCGAGCAGGGCGACACUCAACAAUACGUCUUCUCCUCUGUCUGCCCGUCUUCGACAGCAGGACACAGAGCUCGCAAAACUGUCCAAAAUGCUCUCAAAUAAAACGUUGUAACACAUUGCCCAGUCGUAGGACGCUAAAGAACUCCAGGCUGGUCUGCAAGAAAGACGACGUCCAUGUCUGCAUCAUGUGCCUGCGCGCUAUCAUGAACUACCAGUAUGGCUUCAACAUGGUCAUGUCCCACCUUAAUGCUGUGAAUGAAAUUGCACUAAGUCUCAACAAUAAAAACCCAAGAACCAAAGCUUUGGUCUUGGAGCUCCUUGCAGCAGUUUGUCUCGUGAGGGGAGGCCAUGAAAUCAUCCUUGCUGCGUUUGACAACUUUAAAGAGGUUUGCAUGGAGACUCAGCGGUUUGAGAGGCUAAUGGAGUAUUUCAAGAAUGAAGACAACAACAUUGAUUUCAUGGUGGCCUGCAUGCAGUUCAUCAACAUCGUUGUGCACUCGGUAGAGGACAUGAACUUCCGGGUUCAUCUCCAGUACGACUUCACCAAGCUGGGUCUGGAUGAAUUCUUAGACAAACUCAAGCACACAGAGAGUGAUAAACUGCAGGUUCAGAUCCAGGCCUACUUGGACAAUGUGUUUGACGUCGGCGCCCUCUUGGAGGAUGCCGAGACCAAAAACGCGGCCCUGGAGCGUGUGGAGGAGCUGGAAGAAAACAUGUCACAUUUAACAGAGAAGCUGCUGGAUGCAGAAAAUGAAGCCAUGUCCAAGAUUGUGGAGCUGGAGAAGCAGCUAAUGCAGACUAACAAGGAUCUAGAAGGCAUGAAGGAAGCUUACAAAGACACGAGCGGGAAGCUGCACUCGCUAAGGCAGGUCUUAAAAGAGAAGGACGAGGCCAUUCAGCGACAGAGUCACUUGGAGAAGAAGAUCCACGAGCUGGAGAAGCAGGGCUCUAUCAGGAUCCACAAAAAGGGAAACGGCGACAUCUCCAUUCUGGCCACAUCACCACCCGGCGGUAUGGAAGUUUUGCCUGGCACCAUGACAAGGGGAAUUGGCGGCCCCGUUGGAGAUGCGGUGGGUGCCACGUCUCCUCCACCACCUCCGGCCCCUCCAUUGCCAGAGAAUGGCACAUUAUCAAAUGGACCUUCAUCGACCACGCCUACUCCAGCAGCUCCUCCCCCACCACCGCCGCCGCCCCCACCGCCCCCACCUCCACUUCCACCUACAGGACCCACUUCACACAUGUCAGCCCCCCUGCCGCCUCCGCCUCCUCCUGCAGCGCCUCCACUGCCCGGCUGUGGGACCCCCACUGUCAUCAUGAACUCUGGUUUAGCCGAGGGACCCAUCAAACUUUUCUCUGUUAAAAUCAAAAAACCCAUCAAAACAAAGUUCCGCAUGCCAGUCUUCAACUGGGUUGCACUGAAACCCAACCAGAUCAACGGGACAGUCUUCAAUGAGAUCGACGAUGAAAGGAUACUUGAGGACCUGAAUGUGGAUGAGUUCGAGGAAAUGUUCAAGACGAAAGCCCAGGGCCCGUCGAUGGAGUUCACCAUGAGCAAGCAGGUCAUUCAGAAAGGACCGAACAAGGUGACGCUGCUGGACUCCAACCGGGCGAAGAACCUGGCUAUCACGCUGAGGAAAGUGGGCAAGACGCCAGAGGAGAUCUGCAAGGCCAUACAGUUGAUUGACCUGCGGACCCUGCCGGUGGACUUCGUCGAGUGCCUCAUGCGCUUCCAGCCCACGGAGAACGAGGUGAAAACCCUGCGGCAGUUCGAGAAGGAGCGUAAGCCAGUGGAGAGCCUGACGGACGAGGACCGCUUCAUGAUGCAAUUCAGUAAGAUCGAGCGGCUCAUGCAGAAGAUGACUAUCAUGGCCUUCAUCGGGAACUUCACAGAGAGUUUGCAGAUGUUAACGCCGCAACUUCAUGCAGUCAUCGCUGCAUCCGUGUCCAUCAAGUCGUCACAGAAGCUGAAAAAAAUACUAGAGAUUAUUUUAGCACUUGGAAACUACAUGAACAGCAGCAAAAGGGGAGCAGUCUAUGGAUUCAAGCUGCAAAGUUUAGACCUGCUGCUUGACACCAAAUCGACAGACCGCAAGAUAACAUUGUUACACUACAUAGCCAACGUGGUGAAGGAGAAAUACAGCCAGGUCUGUCUUUUCUACAAUGAGCUUCACUAUGUGGAGAAAGCUGCUGCAGUGUCGCUGGACAACGUCCUGCUGGAUGUGAAAGAGCUGCACAGAGGCAUGGAGCUGACCAAGAGAGAGUACAGCAUGCACGGCCACAACACCAUGCUCAAGGAUUUCAUCAUGCACAACGAGAGCAAGCUGAAAAAGCUGCAGGAUGACGCCAAGAUCGCACAGGAUGCCUUUGAGGAGGCAGUGAAGUUCUUUGGGGAGAGUUCAAAAACUACGCCGCCGUCCGUCUUCUUUCCUGUGUUUGUACGCUUUGUGAAGGCCUACAGGCAAGCUGAAGAGGACAACGAGCAGAAAAAGAGGCAGCAGCAGAUUUUGAUGGAGAAGCUUCUAGAACAGGAGGCCAUGAUGGAAGCAGACCAGAAGUCUUCUUCACAUAAAAACAAAAGACAGCAACAGGAGCUGAUCCAAGAACUGCGGAAGAAGCAAGUAAAAGACAGCCGCCAUGUCUAUGAAGGCAAAGAUGGAGCCAUUGAGGACAUCAUCACGGUGCUGAAGACGGUGCCCUUUACCGCCCGCACCGCCAAGCGCGGCUCUCGGUUCUUCUGCGAGCCCGCCCUCAAUGAGGAGUACCAUUACUAAGCUUGUAGAACUCUCUUCUUCCCUUCCAAAAAAAAAAAAAAGAUCUGAGGAAUCAGCCCUACAGGCGGGCGGACGCCGUGCGAAGGAGCGUGAGGAGACGCUUUGACGACCAGAACCUGAGGCCGCUCAACAACGGCGAGGUGGUGGUGUGAGGAGGUGUUUAUUAACGGUCAUUAGGGGGCGCUAGUGAGGACCAGGGAGGGCUAGCAGUGACGUCAUGGCAACAACAGAAGGAAGAGUUGCAAACUCAGCAUUAAUACUGCUGAUUAGUUGAAUAAAUCAAUAUAUAAUCAUCAAUAACUCAACACCAGCUGAACCGUGAAGCCCAUCCUGAGUGACGUCGUUCUAGAAGGAGAUGGAAUGUUAAGAAGAAAGUGUACAGUAAGUACGCCACACAAGUACACUACGUGUGUAAAUGUGAUGUAUAUAUAUAUAUUUAUAUAUAUAUACAUAGUGUGUAAAAAAUAUGAAGGACCUGGACUGACUUUUUCAUUGCUUCAAGGAAAGAAAACUUAAGUGCCUAAAAUGUUUAAAGUCUGCAAACAUUUUGCUAUGAUGACCACAAAACAUAUUUGAGUUACAUUCCAGUGUUCACAUUUGUGGGAAUAAUCAUAACAUUUCAUCUUUGAUGCAAACAUUUGCCGUCACAGUAACUUUUUACACAACUUGGUAGCAUUUUGUACAAAAAGUCAUGACCUUUUUUUUAUUAUUUUUAACUACAAUGUUGUCAUAUCAGCAUUUUUAAGUAGUCUUGUGUAGGAGUCAUAAUCCACUAUUCAAAAAUGACUUCAAUAUUUUCUGCAAUUAAUUUAUGCAUUUAAAGUUUUUUGCAAGAUAAGAUACCCCUUCAAAAUUGUGACUAAAUAUUUGUUAUAUUUGUUUGGCAAGGUUUUUAAUUAUUGAGGUAAGAAUUUUUUUUUUUCUGCAACUUUAACUUUCAAUUAGUAUAAAAUAUAUUUUGGUAUCAGCAACAUUUAGCUUUGAAGUGUCAAAUGUGGCCUGAAUCUUGUGCGUUUAAAAAAAAAUAUUUGGAGGAUUUGUUUCCCUGACAACUUUAUUGAACAAUAUGUUUCAGUAACAAUUAGUAAAGUUACUGCAAAACAAUAUUUUGUUUCCAUUUUUUUUUUUUUAAUAAGGCGCACAUUAGGUUAUUUAAACCAAAAAUCUUCUAUCUGGAAUAGGAUCUGGAUGGAUAA